AGAUAAGCGUAAAUGCAAGCUUGUCGGCUAACAUCUAUCGGAGCACGUUGUGCAUCCAAUGCACACAAGACUGUUCCGAGAGCAAAGUCUACUUCCUCGUUGGUCUCCUUGAGAGACACGAAGGGAAAACGUCAGUCACAGUCGGUCGUUGCAGGAAGAUGUAUGUCAACUGCUGCGGCUGCUGAAAAACCACCAAAGACUACAUUCGGCCCUUUACACGAUGACGACAGAAUAUUCACCAACUUGUAUGGACGUCAUGACUGGAGAAUGAAAGGAGCAAUGGAGAGGGGAGACUGGUACAAGACAAAGGAGAUUGUUCUAAAGGGCAAGGAGUGGAUUCUGACUGAGAUGAAGAAGAGUGGUCUCCGAGGAAGAGGUGGUGCUGGAUUCCCCACUGGACUGAAGUGGAGCUUCAUGAACAAACCAGACGACGGCAGGCCUAAAUACUUGGUUGUGAAUGCGGAUGAGGGUGAGCCAGGGACAUGUAAAGACAGAGAGAUCAUGAGACAUGAUCCCCACAAGUUGGUAGAAGGUUGUCUGGUGGCGGGUGUGUCGAUGGGGGCCAGGGCAGCCUACAUCUACAUCAGGGGAGAGUUCUAUGCUGAGGGAACCAACAUGAACGUCGCAAUCCAAGAGGCAUACAAAGCUGGUCUGAUUGGGAAGAAUGCUUGUGGGUCUGGGUAUGACUUUGAUAUCUACAUGCACAGAGGGGCAGGGGCCUAUAUUUGUGGAGAGGAGACUGCCCUCAUCGAGAGUCUAGAAGGGAAGCAAGGCAAGCCCCGUCUCAAGCCUCCUUUUCCCGCUGACAUCGGACUGUUCGGAUGUCCGACGACAGUGGCUAAUGUGGAAACGGUCGCUGUCGCACCUGCUAUCUGUCGACGUGGUGGAGACUGGUUUGCCGGAUUUGGCCGGCCUCGAAAUUCCGGCACGAAAUUGUUCUGCAUUUCGGGACACGUGAACGCUCCAGUCACAGUUGAGGAAGAGAUGUCCAUUCCCCUGAAGGAGCUAAUUGAGAGACAUGCAGGAGGUGUAGUGGGUGGAUGGGACAAUCUGCAGGCCAUCAUACCUGGAGGAUCCUCUGUGCCUCUUCUUCCUAAGAGCAUCUGUGAUGACGUCAUGAUGGACUUCGAUGCCCUUGUGGAUGUGCAGAGUGGUCUGGGCACUGCGGCCAUCAUUGUGAUCAAUAAACAGUACGACAUUGUGCAGGCCAUCGCCAGACUAAUCACUUUCUACAAACACGAGAGCUGCGGACAGUGCACCCCCUGCAGAGAAGGUACAACAUGGCUGGACAAGACAAUGGCCAGGUUCGUGAGCGGUAAUGCGAAGCCACAGGAGAUAGACAUGUUGUGGGAAUUGACCAAGCAGAUUGAGGGGCACACCAUCUGUGCACUCGGAGAUGCAGCCGCUUGGCCAGUACAGGGACUGAUUCGUCACUUCAGACCUGAGCUAGAGAGGCGCAUGGCAGAAUUUGAACAGGCGAAGGGCAAAAGCACCAAACAGACAGCCGCAGCCUCCCACUGAAGUGUACAAGAACCAUAAUGAUGAUGAAUUGAUUUGUAUUGCACUGCAUUGUACCAUCGCUGGGCUACGACUGACUGACUAACUUGAGCAGAUAGUAGAUGAAAAACAAUCUUGUUCAAAUGAAUAUAAUUAGUUUAGAUUAGACAACUA
Molecule: messenger RNA, 1671 nt
Organism: Symsagittifera roscoffensis
Lineage: Eukaryota; Metazoa; Xenacoelomorpha; Acoela; Convolutidae
Product: NADH dehydrogenase [ubiquinone] flavoprotein 1, mitochondrial-like
Exons: 9
Coding region: 13-1521 (502 amino acids)
Biological process (GO): mitochondrial electron transport, NADH to ubiquinone
Molecular function (GO): 4 iron, 4 sulfur cluster binding; FMN binding; NAD binding
Source: RefSeq, a predicted model, not a curated record